Teleopsis dalmanni is the source of this 1973-nucleotide messenger RNA. RefSeq names its product carcinine transporter-like. NCBI's taxonomy places the organism in Eukaryota, Metazoa, Arthropoda, Insecta, Diptera, Diopsidae. Gene Ontology annotation, molecular function: transmembrane transporter activity. Gene Ontology annotation, biological process: transmembrane transport. Gene Ontology annotation, cellular component: membrane. Bases 122 to 1888 code for a protein of 588 amino acids. The transcript is spliced from 11 exons. The record is from RefSeq and is a predicted model, not a curated record.
AAAAAAAAUUGCAAUCCAAAUAAUAUUUAAAAGUUUGAAGAUCUCCAGAGUUCCUACAAAUUUAUCUAAAAUUUUCUCAUUAUCAAUUAAGUAAAUACAUAGUUUAAUAUUAAAACCAAAAAUGAAAGAUACUCAACAAAAUCAAGGGGUACAUCAUAACGGUGUUUAUGAGAUGACCAAAGAAGAACCAUCAGAAACAGAUGAUCCGUUUCAGGAUUUAAUGGAAAAAGCUGGCAAUCAUGGUCGUUUUCAGUUAAUAUAUAAUAUAAUCUUUGUGAUGGGUCUAGCAGGUGCAGGUGCAAUGACUUAUAUGAAUAUAAUUUUAGCAUUAAAUAUACCUGAUCAUUGGUGUACAGUGCCAGGAAGAGAAAAUACUAAUUACACAUUAGAAGAGUGGAGGAAUCUUACAUUACCUUUAGAAAAGGAUAAUCGAGGUCUAGAAAAAUUUAGUAGCUGCGAAAUGUAUAAUACAAGUUUUACAAAUAUCAUGGAUGGGAACUUAUGGAAUAAUGCCACAAAACCGAAUGUAUCAGUUUGCCAACAUGGUUGGAGUUAUGAUCAGACCUGGUACGAGAGCACCAUUCCCACACAGGAGAAUUGGGUUUGUUCAAAGGAUUUGUUUGUAACAAAUGUUUUUGUUGUUGGACGCGUUACAGAAGUUGUUGGUGCAUUCGUGCUAGGACAAAUGGGUGACAUUUUUGGUCGUCGUCCAGUUUACUAUAUUAGCGUUGCUUUUUGUUCAUUAGGUCGCAUGCUAUCCAUUUGGACCACAAGUUCUUAUACUUGGUUUCUAAUAUUUACGGGCUUUGCUGGUCUAACCGUUAAUAGUUUAUUUCAAUCGCCUCAAAUUGUUGGCAUGGAAAUCUCAAGAGAAAAGGAUCGCAGUGCAAUUGCUUUUUAUCAAAGUUUUGGCUGGUCCAUUGGUACAACGGUGAUGCCAUUACUUUUUUGGUGGCUACGUGAUUGGGAAUCCUUUAUGUGGUACACUUCAAUACCAACGGCACUGGUUUUGCUUUUUUCCAAAUACGUCAUUGAAUCGCCACGUUGGUUGAUUAGCAAACGUCGUUUUGCCGAUGCCAUUGUGCAAUUUAAGAAGAUAGCGAAAAUAAAUGGUCAUCAAUUCGAUGUGACGGAAAAGGAAUUAGCUGGACUUUACAAAGGAAUGGAUGCAGAGCCAGUAUACGGUAUUGCUUCACUCUUCAAUGGUUGGCGUUUGGCGCGUAAUACAACAAUUAUGGGCUUUUCUUGGUGCGUUGUGGCAGUCUCCUAUUUCACUCUGGUACUUUUUAGCUCACGUAUGGGUGGAAACCCAUUUUUAAAUUUCUUAAUGCAAAGUAUUGUGGAAGUACCAGCUUAUUUAAUUGGCAAAUAUUUGGGUGACAAUUUCGGUCGUCGUUUUACCAAUUGCAUAUCGUUUUUAGUAUCUUUCUUGACUUGCAUUCCAGUAAUUUAUUUGAUAACAGACAAAUCUCAUGAGGAUACCGUUAUGUAUUUAGCCAGUUUUAUAAAAUUUCUAAAUGCAGUUACCUUUUUUACGGCCAGUUUGCAGUGCAUGGAAAUUUAUCCAACUUGUAUGCGUCAAACGGGCAUUGCACUUGGCACAAUUUUGGCUAAUGCAAUUGGUGUUUUGGCGCCGUAUCUUGUUUAUUUGGGCACCACAGUUGAUAUACGUAGUCCUUAUUACAUUCUAGGUACGUUAUUCCUGAUUGGCGCCAUCGGUGCGUCAUUUUUGCCAGAAACGCUGCAUAAAAAGUUACCAGACACAUUGGAGGAGGCGCGCCUAUUUGGCAGACACGAUAAAUACUGGAGUUUACCAAAACCUCCACCUAAAGAGAACACAUCUAAUGCUGAUAAAGAGAAACUGAAUCAGGAGAAAUAUGCCCCGUAAAAAUGAAACUGAUAUUAUUAUUUAGUUGUUGAUAUGAAAUUUAUGUUACUAUAUCUUUGUGAUGUAUUUUAGUUAUAAAAUAUAA